Phascolarctos cinereus (koala) is the source of this 2123-nucleotide messenger RNA. The record is from RefSeq and is a predicted model, not a curated record. Lineage: Eukaryota; Metazoa; Chordata; Mammalia; Diprotodontia; Phascolarctidae.
GGUGGACUGAGGUUGUCACUGCGGAAGCGUUACCGUAUUUGCUGAGAGUCGCAAGGAGAGUCUCCCUAUUCCUGAAGAGCUAAGUGGGCAUUUACAGCAGGAGGAUUACCUUAUUUACCUAAGGCUGCCUGAAGUCGCUGCGGCAGUGGGGACCAGCUCUCGCUCCCAAAGUUACCGUAUUUCCGGCAUGCAGCGCAGCCUCUCGUGGGGUCGGAGCCAGGAGGAGGAGGAGCAGGGACGCAAUCUAGGCUCGUGAGUUUGGGACAGUGGGACGGGCUCAGGAGUUGGGGACAGCAGCCUGGAAUCAUCACCAGCUCUUUCUUGGACUAACAGGUUGGUGACUUAAUGAAUGGAACCUUUGUGCUGUUGGAAGUGCCCAUGUCGAACCUGUCCCCCCCAGGAGGAGAGCCUCCUGAGGCAGAUGAGGAGGAGAGUCCCAGCGAUGAGCAAGGCCUCAUUAUCCACCAUCCAGCAGAGGAACAGACAUAUCGAUGCCUCUUGUGUGGCCAGACCUUCCCUCAGCAGUCUGGCCUGGUUCGGCACCAUAAGGCCCAUGCUGGAAUGAAUGGAGCAGGGCGGGCUUUGUAUGUCUGCCCUGAGUGUGGCAAGGCCUUCAGCAUCCAGCACAACCUCUCUGUCCACCAGCGCACCCACACAGGUGAGCGUCCCUUCCCGUGCCCUGAAUGUGGACGGCGAUUCAGCCUCAAACAGAAUCUGCUCACUCACCGACGAAUCCAUAGUGGCAAGAAGCCGUACCAGUGUGCCCAAUGCAGGCGCUGUUUCCGAGAGGCCCGCUUCCUCCUUAACCAUCAGCGUACUCAUGCCAGGAUGUCCCCUACCCCACCCCAAUGCUCUGGGGUCUCUGAGGAGCAGUGAUGUCACUUCUGUCCUUGCUGUGGCUGGAGCUUUGCCCAUAAGGGCUAUCUUGAGACUUAUGUAUUUGACCAUGGCCGUGGAACUGAGGGGCAAGGUGCUCACCUACGCCAGGCUCAGUGUUCCAACCAUUGUUUCUUCCUUAACCUAGAACACCCUCUGUAAUAAGACUGUACACAGACAAUUCACUGAAUUCAUAUCUGCUAUGCUCUGCUUUCCAACCCCCGACAGAGAGGUGAGAGAGUAGGUCCAUGAUGGUGGUGAGAGGUCCAAGAGAAUGGGAGGGCUGGAUCUUGCAGGUAUAUGUGGGCUGUCUAGUGCCUGCUGUCCCCUGGAAUUCCUUGGAGGGUACCCCAAGCCCUAGGAGAUCCCCUCUUGCUGAGCAUAGCUGCUUUGGCCACGAUUACUGCUCCCUUCAAUAAUCAUCUCAUUUAUAGCAGAUGAGACCAUUUGGGAACAAAGAGGUCUGAGACCUGAGGCUCAGGGGUAUUGAACUAACUCCUGGCUGAGAAACAUGCCAUUCUAUGGUGUGGGGGGUGGGGGGAGAAGGGCUGAAAGGUGGAAAUUCAAGUCAGUAUAAUUAUUUUACCUCACUUUUAUAGAAUAUAUUUUUCAGUGUGUUUGGCGAUUGUACAAAUGAAGGAUUACUAUACUUUUUUUCCCUCCAUUUAUAAUAGCUCAUCUUCCUUCUGUUUUUUUUUCUUCUCCACUUAAUUUGGUUAUACCACUUAUUCCCAGUGUGACUUUGUGGAAGUAAUUUCACCUCCCUGGGACUCAGUUUCUAGAUAUCUCUAAUAUUCCACCAACUUUGAAUCAUAAAACUUUGGCACUGUAGGACUUCCCCUUUCCCAUUCCCAACCCCAGGCAGCCUGGCCCCACUGCCCACUGGGAUGGGUAAUAAAGAUUCUACUCUGAAUUACCACUGCUUUACCACUGGAUUAAGAAUUAUUCAUUGCUGGGGAUGAUGGCACAAGCCUGUAAUCCCUGUUACCAUGGGAGACUGAGGCUGGUUCUAAAAUUCUAAGCUGUAUUAGGGCUAACACUUUUCAGGUGUAAGUCUAAUGCCGCUAUGGGGAGCGCCUAAGGAGGGUCCAAGGUGGAAAAUGGAGAAGGUCAAAGCUUCUGUGUAGAUCAGCAGUGGGGUUGGGUCAGUGAGUGGCCUUUGUACUUACAGCCUACAAGAGAUAGGGAAACUCUCUCUUUCUCUUUCUCUCUCUCUAUACACACACACACACACACACACACACACA